Molecule: messenger RNA, 1068 nt
Organism: Thlaspi arvense
Lineage: Eukaryota; Viridiplantae; Streptophyta; Magnoliopsida; Brassicales; Brassicaceae
Source: the annotation of a GenBank genome assembly
AUGCCGAAGCCCUACCAGCUUGGGAACUUCAGGGGCGAAUUGAAGCCGAGGAAGGAGGUGCUAGGAAAGCCGCUGACGAGAGCGGAGAUUCGGGAGCUUCUGAAGCCUACUGUUUCGAACAAUCGACAGGUCAACCUUGGCAGGGAUGGUUUGACGCACAAUAUGUUGGAGUUGAUUCAUACGCAUUGGAAGCGACAGCCAGUUUGUAAAGUUCGGUGUCUGGGUGUUCCCACCGUCGAUAUGGAUAAUGUUUGCCGUUGCCUUGAGGAAAAGACUGGUGGAAAGAUUAUUCAUCGAGUUGGUGGUGUAGUUUAUCUUUUCCGAGGUAGAAACUAUGAUCAUCGCACUCGUCCACAGUACCCAGUGAUGCUCUGGAAACCUGCCACACCAGUUUACCCAAAGCUCAUCCAAGAAGCUCCAGAAGGCUUGACAAAGGCUGAAGCAGAUGAGCUACGGGAGAAAGGGGAAUCACUUUUACCUAUUUGUAAAUUAGUUCUCAAAUAUGGAAUGUCCAGCAACUGCAUAGAUGUGUAUCCCCAUGGUGAACUGGUUCCUUGUGUGCUUUUGUCUUUUGACAAUGAACAGAUAUUGAUGUGGAGGGGAAAAGAUUGGAAAUCUAUGUAUCCAGAAGCUCCAACUUCAAGUCUUGCUGAUGUUGGAAAUGGUUUCAAGGGUCCAGGAGGGAGCAAUGCCGAUUGCGACAAGUCAGACGCCAAAAUCGUAAAUGCAAGUCCUAAAAUGACAUCCCUGUGGAGACGAGCAAUUGAGACAAGCAAGGCCUUAUUGCUAGAAGAGAUCAAUCUUGGUCCGGAUGCACUUCUGAAGAAGGUAGAGGACUUUGAAGGCCUAUCGCAGGCAACGGAGCACUCUUAUCCAGCAGUUGUGUUGUCCAGCGAAGGUCUUUGCAAUAAAGAUCAAAGGGACCAAAGUGACAACGAUGAUGUUGGAGACGAUGAUGAGGAGGAGGAUGAACAUUAUCUUAGUCACUCGUUAGAAGAGGUGGAAGCAGCAAUCCCUUCGGGAUCGUUACCCGUGGAUUUGAUAGCAAAACUACAAAAUGAACAGUGA